This is a messenger RNA of Akanthomyces muscarius, 927 nucleotides long. RefSeq lists its product as uncharacterized. The record is from RefSeq and is a predicted model, not a curated record. The transcript has a single exon. NCBI's taxonomy places the organism in Eukaryota, Fungi, Ascomycota, Sordariomycetes, Hypocreales, Cordycipitaceae. The coding region runs from base 1 to 927 and encodes 308 amino acids.
AUGUCCGUCACCCCUCAAGGUCGCAAAAUUGCCAUUAUCGGCGCCAGCGGUACCCUCGGCAAGCCUCUCCUCUCUUCGCUCCUCGCCUCCUCCGCCGGGCACACCAUCACCGCCGUCCAGCGCGCCGACGCCACAUCCACCUUUCACCCUGCCGUGCGCGUCCUCCGCGGCGACCUCUUUUCCGAGUCCUUUCUCGCGUCUGCCUUUGCCGGCCAGGAUGUGGUUGUGCUAAUGCCGCCCCUGCCACACAUCAUCUCGCUGCAAGAACCCGCCGUGCGGGCCGCGGCGCUGGCCGGCGUGCCGUAUGUGUUUCCUGCGGAAUUCGGGCCCGAUCCGUUUGCGACGGGGCUGAUUGCGGAGAAUGCGCUUUUGCAGAAGAAGAAGCAGAUUCGGGACCUUGUUGAGGAGCUGGGCGUGGGCAGCUGGGUCUCCGUCGUCGUCGGCCCGUGGACAGAGUACGGCGUCGGCUUUGGCCUCUGGGGCGUGGAUGCCAAGGCCAGGAAGGCGACGCUCUGGAAGGGUGCGGAAGGGAAAGCCAACAGCGCCAGCGCCAAGCAUGCCGGUGAGGCGCUCGCCGCGGCGCUGAGCCUGCCAGAGGCGGCUCUGACCAAGGUGAAGAAUGGCGCGAUUUACACGCCCUCGUUGCGGUUUACUCAACGGGAGCUGCUGGCUGCGGCGCAAAAGGUCACGGGCGGGAACUGGACGGUGGAAGAGCAAGAUGUGAAGGAUGUGGUGAAGGAGUAUGAGGAGGGCCUGGCCAGGGGCGAUGAAGAUGCAGGGCAUGCCAAGUUUUUUGUAACGCAUUCGACGGAGGGCAAGGGGGCGGAUUUUGAGCACAAGAUUGAUAGGGAGCUCCAGGAAAAACUGAAGACGCUGGGGCUCGGGGAGGAGACGCUGGAAGAUGCGAUUCGGGCGACGUUGGCGUAA